GAGGGGUCCAGCUCUAUCCCUCGCAGUUGAUGGGGGCAGACAGUGGGUCAGGGGCAGCCCCAGGCCCAGCGGUGCCCUGGAGGAAAGUUCUAUGGGAACGUCAGCCCUUUCCUGAUAACUAUGUGGACCGCCGCUUCCUGGAGGAGCUCAGGAGGAACGAGGGCCUCCGCCAAUAUCGCUACUGGGCCGUGGUGCGGGAGGCAGGACUGGUGUCUCAGCAGAUCACCUGUGUGGCUCUGUUCCUCACUCUAUGGUUGUACAUGGAGCAGGGCCUGCUCUCCCCUUCCACGCUGCUGUGGAGCGGCCUGCUCUGUGCCCUGCUGGGCUAUGGACUCUACCAAGGACUGGCUCCGCGGGGAGAUUCAGACAACCACCAUCGUACACGUUGGUCUGACCUGCAGAGUGCCUCCAUCUUCCUCUCCUUCACCUUUGGGUUCUCUCCUGUCCUUGGGACGUUAACAGAGUCAGUCAGUACAGACACGGUGUACGCCAUGACAGCCCUGAUGCUGCUGGCCCACCUGGUGGCCUUCCCCUACGCCUAACCUUCUCCCCCUGGGAGCCUCUCUCUCAACGCUGCCCUGUUCGCCUCUGUCUGCCUGGCCUCGCGCCUCCCCGGGGACCUGCACACCUCCGGUGGCCUGGACUCUUCCUCCUCUCCAUCCUCCCUUCAUACCUUCACCAUGCUCUGCUGGGCCCUGUUAGUGUUUGCCCUAUGGCCUUGCCUGCUGCAGCGGCUGAGAGACCGUGCCCCGCGGGGGUUUGGGGGUGUGUGUGUGCUGGUGGGUGUGUGUGGGGUGGGGGGGCUUGGCUCUCUGUGGCCUGGGGGGGCUGUGCUGUUGGCUGCAGUGUUGGGGACUGUGACCCUGCUGUGUCCUCUACUGUUGAUCCGACUGCAGAGUGACAAAGAUAACAUCCAGGGACCCUGGGAUGAAGCCGAGAUACGAGAGGACCUAACACGCUUUCUCCAUUGAUGGGUAAAGGAGGACGGUAAGGGAAUGUCCUCCUCAACUACCAGACUGGUAGGAUGAGUGGCAUCCUGAAAACACUUUAUAGAAAGCUGUUGCUCCUAUUUUAACAGAAGAGGAUUUCUCAGCUGGGAACUGAAGCUCUUUGCUGCCUACUGAAGACGCUUUGCUCAGAUUCCACCACUAGGAAAGGACCUUUUUUUUAAAACAAUUUAUACAACUUCUAAACAUGUGUGUCUAGUAACCAAGGGCUCUGAGGCAUGGUAGAUUGCGACCAUGUUGAAUGAAAUAGGAAAUAUUCAACCUGUACUACCUGUAAGUCGCUCUGGAUAAGAGCGUCUGCUAAAUGACUAAAAUGUAA
Molecule: messenger RNA, 1326 nt
Organism: Coregonus clupeaformis (lake whitefish)
Lineage: Eukaryota; Metazoa; Chordata; Actinopteri; Salmoniformes; Salmonidae
Product: phosphatidylinositol N-acetylglucosaminyltransferase subunit C-like
Exons: 1
Biological process (GO): GPI anchor biosynthetic process
Cellular component (GO): glycosylphosphatidylinositol-N-acetylglucosaminyltransferase (GPI-GnT) complex; membrane
Source: RefSeq, a predicted model, not a curated record